This is a messenger RNA of Scatophagus argus, 4199 nucleotides long. RefSeq names its product euchromatic histone-lysine N-methyltransferase 2 (gene ehmt2). The transcript is spliced from 28 exons. Bases 108 to 3707 code for a protein of 1199 amino acids. Gene Ontology annotation, molecular function: p53 binding; protein-lysine N-methyltransferase activity; histone methyltransferase activity. The record is from RefSeq and is a predicted model, not a curated record. Gene Ontology annotation, cellular component: nucleus. Lineage: Eukaryota; Metazoa; Chordata; Actinopteri; Scatophagidae.
GUACGCACGCUGACUUCUGAUCAGCGCUUUACAGAUCAAUAAACGAGGGGGGCGGGGAUUGGGCUGUGACGCUGCACGUUCACGUACGUCGCUGGUCGUCGCGAAACAUGUCGGCUUCUGAGACAACGACAAAGGAUGCUCCUGAUGGAAGUGACUCAGAAACACCAGCAGAGUCAUCACCUGGACCAAGUCAAGUAAAGAAAGAUAAUGCAGCUUCCACCUCAGCUGCCGUUGCCAAGAAGACAGAACCCACGGAUGGUGUGGCAUCAGUGUUGUCAUCUCAGCAGCCGGGGAAGGACACUUCAAGAGCUGGAGAGGAGGGAGAGAAAUGGUCACCUGCCGCGUCCCCAACCAAACCUGCUGCAGGACAUGCAGCAAAGUCCCUUCCAUCAAUGUCUUCGUUGUCCUCCUCCCCUUCUACGUCUUCGACGCUGUCCCCUGGCCGAGCAAAGAUGAGUGUUUCUGGGCCCGGUAGCAGUAAAUCUGCCCUGGCACCUGCUCCUUCAUCCUCCUCCUCCUCCUCCUCUGCCACAACGUCCUCAUCACCCUCUGUUUCUCCUGCCCCACACAAGAUCCACCGGGCCCGCAAGACCAUGAACAGGCCUCCACCAGGGCAGAUGAGCCACGUUGAGGCACCUGUGACACCUUCAGGAUCCUCUGACUCUGAAACUGUUGCAAAAAGGAGAAAACUGGAUAAUUUAUCUGACAGCACGCAUGCCAAGUCUGAGAGCCCUCCAGUCAAUGCUCAAACUGUGGAAGAAGUGUUGUUCCAUAAAAAGGUGGACCCUGUCGCCAAGACAGCCCCAGAAAAAAACAACAGCAGUGCGGGGAAGUCAGAGGAGGAGAAGCUUCAGAUUCAUAGUCUGCCUAGGCGAGAUUCAGAAAAGUUUGAAGAUGGUGGGGCAGAAGCAAGGCAGCACACUAAAGACAUAGAGGGGUCAGUGAACAUGUCAGAUCAUACUCCAGAGCCUGAAACACAGAGAGCCACCCAGAGCAGAAAUGAGGGCGAGGCGUCUUCAUGGCCGCACUCAGACCAGGACAAAGACAGAAACACAGCUGAUGUGGUGGAGACAGUUGGAGCAGGAAGGUCUUCUGAGUACACCGAGGUUCCCCUGGGUGCUCUGGACAUCGCAGCUGCCGACAGUCUGACACUCUCUCCUCAUCAUGAAGGUAGCGAUGCAGGAGACACGGAGCGGCUGGAGGAGCUUCCACUGUGCAGCUGCAGGAUGGAGGCCCCUCGAGUCGACAGCACCAGCCACCGCGUCAGCCGACAGUGCAUGGCCACUGAGAGCGUCAACGGGGAGCUGAGGGCUUGUACCAGUCGGACCAUGAAAGGGGAGACCAUGCGGCCGUCCAGUCGGGUGCCCCUCAUGGUGCUCUGUGACACCCAUCGCUCACACAUGGUCCAACACCACUGCUGUCCCGGGUGUGGAUUCUUCUGCUUAGCGGGCACAUUUCUUGAGUGCUGCCCGGACCAGCGCAUCGCUCAUCGUUUCCACCGGGGUUGUGUGACUGUGCUGGGCGGCGGGCGCAGCAGGACAAACGACGGCGGGAUGCUUUUCUGUCCGCACUGCGGUGAAGAUGCCUCCGAGGCCCAGGAGGUCACCAUCCCCUCAUUCAGCUCAGCCACGGCCUCCGCGACCACCGUUGUCACCAUGUCGGCCUCCUCCACCACCACCCCGUCUCUGCCGCCCUCCGCCCCCACCGCGCCCUCCCUCAUGGCCUCAACAGGAGGGAUGAAGGACGGGAAGAUGCCUGAACGACCUGUGAGCGCCCGUAUGCGUAGUCACGGCUUGGUGAAAGUGGCAGUGGAGCAGCAGCAGCAGCAGCCCUCGCAGCCUGUAGCCUCGGCAGCAACCGUCCCCCCGGCAGAGGAAGGAGUGGACAGUGUGGGGCCCUCCCUCUGUAUGCCAAACGGGAAACCCAUCAGCCCCAGCGCGCUACCACCUGGGCCCAGCAGGGCGGCACUGCAGAAGGCCAUUCUCACACAGGACACUGAGAGGAAGAAGAAACUGAGGUUCCACCCCCGACAGCUUUAUCCUGCUGCCAAGCAAGGAGAAGUGCAGAGAGUUCUGCUCAUGCUGAUGGAGGGCAUUGAUCCAACGUACCAGCCUGACUCUCAGAACAGGCGCUCUGCUCUACAUGCUGCAGCUCAGAGAGGCCUGCUGGAAAUCUGCUACAUGCUCGUACAGGCCGGUGCUAAAGUAGAAGCCCAGGACAAAGAACUGAGGACCCCUCUGCUGGAAGCCAUCAUCAACAACCACAUUGAGGUGGCUCACUACCUGAUCCAGAACGGCGCCUGUGUCUAUCAUAUUGAGGAGGAUGGAUAUACUGGCCUCCACCACGCAGCCAAGCUGGGAAACUUGGAAAUUGUGAACAUGCUUCUGGAAACAGGGCAGGUUGAUGUGAACGCACAGGACAGCGGGGGCUGGACGCCGAUCAUCUGGGCUGCGGAGCACAAACAUGUCGAGGUGAUAAAAGCACUGCUCAACAGAGGAGCUGAUGUCACCAUUAAUGAUAAAGAGCUGAACGUCUGUCUCCACUGGGCGGCGUAUGCAGGCAGUGUGGACAUCGCAGAGCUGGUGUUGAACUCCGGCUGCUCCCUCUCCUCGCUCAACAUGCACGGAGACACGCCGCUCCACAUCGCCGCCAGGGAGGGCUACUUGGAAUGUGUUACGUUGUUCCUGUCCAGAGGUGCUGACAUUGACAUUAUGAACAGGGAAGGCGACACGCCGCUAACCCUUGCGCGGCCCGAUACUCCAGUGUGGGUCGCUCUGCAGAUCAACAGGAAGCUGAGAAGAGGGAUAACCAGUCGCCUGCUUCGGACCGAAAGAAUCAUCUGCAGUGACAUUGCGCAGGGUUACGAGAACGUGCCGAUCCCAUGUGUCAAUGCAGUGGAUGACGAGGGCUGUCCUUCGGACUACAAAUAUGUUUCGGAAAACUGUGAAACUUCAGCGAUGAACAUAGACCGCAAUAUCACACACCUACAGCACUGUAGCUGCACCGAUGACUGUUCAUCGAGUAACUGCCUCUGUGGACAGCUCAGUAUCCGCUGCUGGUAUGACAAGGACCAGAGGCUGCUCCAGGAGUUCAACAAAAUUGAACCUCCGCUUAUAUUUGAAUGCAACAUGGCGUGUUCCUGUUACCGAACAUGCAAGAACAGGGUGGUACAGGCUGGCAUCAAAGUUCGUCUUCAGCUCUACAGGACGGAGAAGAUGGGCUGGGGGGUACGAGCUCUGCAGGAUAUUCCACAGGGAAGCUUCAUUUGCGAGUAUGUCGGCGAGCUGAUCUCCGACGCUGAGGCAGAUGUUAGAGAAGACGACUCCUACCUGUUUGACUUGGACAACAAGGACGGGGAGGUGUACUGUAUCGACGCCCGCUACUAUGGCAACAUCAGCCGCUUCAUCAACCAUCUCUGUGACCCAAACCUUAUCCCAGUUCGUGUGUUCAUGCUGCACCAGGACCUGAGGUUCCCCCGCAUCGCCUUCUUCAGCUCCAGAGACAUCCUCAGCGGACAAGAGCUGGGGUUCGACUAUGGAGACCGCUUUUGGGACAUUAAGAGCAAGUAUUUCACCUGUCAGUGCGGCUCGGAGAAAUGCAAGCACUCGGCCGAAGCCAUCGCCUUGGAGCAGAGCAGACUGGCUCGACUGGAGACUUGUCCAGAAUCGGGAGCUGACUGUGGGGUGACCGUGCUGGGAAACUCUUAGCACGUUCACCCGUGGGGCCUUUGGAUUAACCGUCUCACAUGUGCACAUUGGCAGGAGCUGUCUUGUUUGAUGCAUGGUGCUGUUUUUUCUACUUGAAAAGGUGCCACCUUAAAGCUUGUCAUUUUCCCUGUGGGUAGAGGAUAUGGGCCUUAACAGGACCAGAAGGUUGUUGUGACUCUGUACAUACAGUAUGUAUACUUUACAUCAUGGUGUACUUUGUCUGACACGUGAAAAUUUGUGCAUUGGGAGUCUGCCAUCGCGUGUAUCAAAAAUGUGUAUUUUCUGUCAUGCCACCAAACGCAAUGCAUUUUUACACAGUACAGUCAGGGGUUUCACCAGUAGCCCAUACUGGACCCAGUAAGGACCUGAGGGAUAGUAUUGUUUUUUGGCUGUUCUAAGUAGCUUUGUUUUCUUUAUUUUUGUACGUAUUGGUUUUCUUUAUCACAUUUAGUGUAAUAAAUUAGCUCAUGAGUUGAUCUUUGAGCUCUGGUA